AUGGCGACCACAAGGAUAUCGGCGCCGCUGCGGGGCGUCUCGCAGCAAUGGAGCCGGCUGGCGAUGCGGCAGACCGCGCUGCCUGCCCGCUGCACCAAGUCGAUCACGUCCGGCUUUGCCCGCCCAAUUACCACGUCGGCCGCGUCGAAAGCCGCCGUCGCCCCGACCACUACUCCCGCCGACACCUUCGUGCCCGUCAAGCCGUUCGAGGAGCAGACGGUGCUCGCGACCAUCCACCAGUUCCCGUCCCUGGAGCCGCUCCGAUUUGAGGAAUUCCCUGCGAACCAGCUCUAUCUGCCCACACGAAAGGACAUACUCCACCGCGCCGUCGUCUACGAGGGCGACAUGACACGGUUGGGUACGGCCUCGACCAAGAACAGAUGGGAGGUGCGCGGUUCAGAGCGGAAGAUGCGCCCGCAAAAGGGCUCCGGAAGGGCUCGUCUUGGAGACGUCAGGUCGCCGACGAUCCGAUCCGGAGGUGUCUCCCACGGACCCAGGCCACGCGACUUCUCCACGGAGCUGCAGAAGAAGGUGUACGACCUGGCGUGGAGGACAGCGCUCUCGUACCGCUUCCGCAAGGGCGAGCUGAUGAUUGUCGACAAGGCCAUGGAGAUUGAGAGCCCUUCGCCACAGCUGCUGGAGCACAUACUGAAGUACCAGGCCAAGCAAGGAGGCGGAAAGGGGAGGAGCCUGCUCGUAACACUCGAGGAGCGCCCGAUGCUCGAGCAGGCGCUGGAGGAGCUCGAGUGCGGCGACACAAUGCGCCUCUGGGACGAGGUCGACGUCAAGAACCUCCUCGAAGGCUCGCGCGUGCUCAUCGAGCGCGCUGCCCUCAACAACAUCCUCCUCUCCCACCAGGAAGACCUCACACACCAGCGCAUCGCGCCCUGGGACAGAGGCCUGAUCCGCAGCUCGCCCGCGUCGGACCUCGAAUCCGUCGUCGGCUGGCCCGAGUUCCGCGGCUUGAUGCUGACGGACGCGGCGGAGCUGAGCGCGGGCCGCGCACACGCGUACGAGAGCGUGGCCUCGAGCCGGUACGCGCACGCCGAGGGACUCCCCGAGGGCCCGAAGCGCACAGAGCUCCUCAUCAGCGCGUACAGUCUGCUCGCCGAGGCGAAGCAGCACCAGUUCAGCCAAGUCACGGGGAUGCCGUUUGCAGACUACACGCACAUUGCGAGCCGCGAGGACGCAGCGAGCCACUACCCGCGCAUCCAAGCGCUGGACUACCAGAUAGCGACCAAGACGGCGCUGGGCGGGCAGGCGGAGGAAACCAGCCGCGUGGCAGCGGAGCAGCACUACGUCGCUGCGCGCGAGCUCGAGGUCGACAAGCACGACGCAAUGUACGAAGCCGCGCUCCUGGCGGCGCAGGUCCACGAACACGUCGCCGAAGCCAGCCAUCUCGGCGGCAACGAGGCGGCGGCUGAAGUCGCGCUCGCGCGCGCCAGCGUGCAGAGGACAAACGUCGAUACACAUGUGCUCGAGCAGCUCUCGGCCCGUCUGGAGCUCGUUAGGCAGAAGAAGGCACUCGCGCACGCGCGGGGUGAUUGGAAGGCGCAGCAGCAGGCGCAGGAGGGCAUUGUGCUUGCGAACGAGGCGCUUGAGAGGGCCAUGGCGGAGCAGGAGGCCUUUGGCGAAAUCGAUGAGCUCGAGGAGGCGCUGGAGCAGCCUGGUGGGGAGGGGAGGUCGAGGUGA
Molecule: messenger RNA, 1692 nt
Organism: Didymella exigua CBS 183.55
Lineage: Eukaryota; Fungi; Ascomycota; Dothideomycetes; Pleosporales; Didymellaceae
Product: ribosomal protein L4
Exons: 2
Coding region: 1-1692 (563 amino acids)
Biological process (GO): translation
Cellular component (GO): ribosome
Molecular function (GO): structural constituent of ribosome
Source: RefSeq, a predicted model, not a curated record